Messenger RNA from Benincasa hispida (wax gourd), 1225 nucleotides. RefSeq names its product xyloglucan endotransglucosylase/hydrolase 32 (gene XTH32). Gene Ontology annotation, cellular component: cell wall; apoplast. Gene Ontology annotation, biological process: cell wall biogenesis; xyloglucan metabolic process. Gene Ontology annotation, molecular function: hydrolase activity, hydrolyzing O-glycosyl compounds; xyloglucan:xyloglucosyl transferase activity. The record is from RefSeq and is a predicted model, not a curated record. Lineage: Eukaryota; Viridiplantae; Streptophyta; Magnoliopsida; Cucurbitales; Cucurbitaceae.
CCCCCUGCCACUGUCACUCUGUUCUUCCACUUCCCAUCUUCCAUGGCCUUCUUCUUUCCCCUCCUCCUCCUCCUCAUUUCCCCCGCCGCCGCCUCCUGGCCCCCCUCCCCCGGGUUUUGGCCGAGCACCCGCUUCCGCUCCAUGGAAUUCUACAAAGGCUUCCGCAAUCUCUGGGGCCCUCAGCACCAAAGCCUCUCCCAAAACACCCUUUCCAUUUGGCUCGAUCGCACCACCGGCAGCGGCUUCAAGUCCCUCCGCCCUUUCCGAUCUGGCUACUUCGGCGCCUCCAUCAAACUCCAACCCGGCUACACCGCCGGCGUCAUCACCUCCUUCUACCUCUCGAACAACGAAGCUCACCCAGGAUUCCACGACGAAGUCGACAUCGAAUUCUUAGGAACGACAUUCGGUAAGCCCUACACAUUACAAACCAAUGUCUACAUCAGAGGAAGUGGCGACGGACGAAUCAUCGGCAGAGAAAUGAAAUUCCAUCUCUGGUUCGACCCUACUAAAGAUUUUCACCAUUACGCCAUUCUGUGGCGCCCAAAUGAAAUCAUAUUUCUUGUUGACGACAUACCCAUAAGAAGGUACCCAAGAAAAAGCGCCACGACAUUUCCCUUAAGACCAAUGUGGCUUUAUGGUUCGAUUUGGGAUGCAUCUUCAUGGGCAACAGAGGAUGGUAAAUACAGAGCCGAUUAUAGAUACCAGCCAUUCGUGGCGAAGUAUACGAAUUUUAAAGCAGGGGGUUGUUCGGCGUACUCGCCGGCGUGGUGCCGGCCGGUGUCAGCGUCGCCGUUCCGAUCAGGGGGGCUGACUAGGCAACAGGAAAAUGCAAUGAAAUGGGUGCAAAGCCAUCACUUGGUUUACAACUAUUGUUGGGAUAAUAAGAGAGACCAUUCCUUAACACCAGAGUGUUGGCAUUAGAAUUUUGGGGGAAAAAGAGAAAUUAGGCUUUUGUAUGGACUGAAAGUGAAAACUCCAUUGAAUUCUUGCUGUAAUUUCUUUCUUUCUUUUUUUUUUUUUUUUUGGGUGAUUUUAUUAUUGGGCUGAAAAUUUUUAGUUUUGAAAGAGAGGGUCUGAAAAAAAAAAUGGCACAAAAAGGGAACAGAUACGAGAAUUGUUGACCUUAUAGGGUCCAAAAUCUCAAAUUAGAAAGGGAAAAAAGAAGAAAAAAAAAUGUAUUUUUAUGCCAACAAAAAUAAAUGAAAUAUUGUGUGGUGUUUUUUCC